This is a messenger RNA of Penicillium psychrosexuale, 1710 nucleotides long. RefSeq names its product putative MFS transporter. Gene Ontology annotation, biological process: transmembrane transport. The record is from RefSeq and is a predicted model, not a curated record. Gene Ontology annotation, molecular function: transmembrane transporter activity. Gene Ontology annotation, cellular component: membrane. The coding region runs from base 1 to 1710 and encodes 569 amino acids. The transcript has a single exon. NCBI's taxonomy places the organism in Eukaryota, Fungi, Ascomycota, Eurotiomycetes, Eurotiales, Aspergillaceae.
AUGGCAUCGACAUUUUCCAAAGAGCUUCCAGCAUCGGGUUCUGGGCCUCAGAAUGACGAUCAUCAUCACAAAGACGGUUCUGUGGUGACAACCCUUGCUGAGCCAGAGGAGCAACGCGAGUCCCUGUCGCUGUUCGCUGCACUUUUCUUGCGGAAACGGAAAGUCGACCCAGACUCUAUUGCAACAGUUCGAAGUGUGUUCGAUGAUCCUCUGUUGGCGCAAUUUUACCAACCCCGUCCGGACUACGAGAAUAUUCACAGAUUCGAUCCGGAAGAAAGAUGGACUCACCGUGAAGAACUCUCGGUACGCCACAAGACCGAUUGGAGGAUUUUCUUGUGGAUUCUUGUCAUGUUUUUUGGACUCAAUCUCGAUCGAGGAAAUCUAGGCAAUGCCGCGGCUGAUAACCUGCUCGACGAUCUGAAGAUCACCACCAACGACUAUAACAACGCGCAAAACAUGUAUCGUAUCGGCUUUCUCAUUGCUGAGGUACCGUCUCAGAUGCUUGGAAAGAGAUUGGGCCCAGACCGCUGGAUUCCCUUUCAGAUCAUCUUGUGGAGUUUAGCAUCCGGAGGCCAGUUCUUUAUGCAGAAUCGCGCUGGCUUCUUCGCAUGUCGCUUCUUCAUUGGCCUGUUCAUGGGUGGCUUCAUCCCAGAUGCAGUCCUGUACCUUUCCUACUUCUAUACCAAGUCUGAGAUGCCAUUCCGUCUUGCAUUGUUUUGGUUCGUUGAUUCCAUGUCAGGUGUUGUCGCCUCAUUCAUCGCCUAUGGUGUUCUGCACAUGCGCGGUGUGGACGGCCGCGAAGGUUGGCGAUGGCUGUUUCUCAUCGAGGCACUCAUUAGUCUCGUGAUAGGAUUCCUCAGUUUCUUAUUCUUAGUACCGGGCCCUACCCAGACAAAGACUUGGUGGAACCCUAAGGGAUACUUCACCGAAAAAGAAGAAAAGAUCAUUGUGAAUCGGGUGUUGCGAGAUGAUCCAUCCAAGGGCGACAUGCACAAUCGCCAGGCCCUUUCCCUCAGCAUGUUGUGGCAGAGCUUGAUGGACUACGACUUAUGGCCGAUUUACAUCAUUGGAAUGCUUUUCGAAAUACCCACAGCGCCACCGAAAACUUAUCUGACGCUUUCACUGAAAUCGAUUGGAUUUAGCACCUUCCACACCACCUUGUUGACAAUUCCUGUCACUGUUUUCGCCUCCAUCAAUUUGGUGCUUGUGACCGAGUUGACCGAGCGUUUGCAGGAAAUCUCCAUUGUCGGUCUUCUCACUCAGGUCUGGAAUCUCCCACUUCUCAUCGUCCUUUACACAUCAGCUGGAUCGCUAUCAAGCUGGGGUUUGUAUGCAGCUAGUUUCAUACUACUGGGCUGGCCCAACCCGCAUGCAGCACAUGUUGGCUGGUGCUCACGCCUCAGUAAUACUGUGCGAACUCGAAGUAUUAGUGCGGCGCUCUACAAUGUGACCAUCCAACUUUCUGGGAUUGCAUCCUCGAAUAUCUACCGCAGUGAUGAUAAGCCAUUGUACCGCCGUGGAAACUCACAACUCAUCGCUAUCAACGUCACUACUAUGGUUGCCUAUGUUCUGGCAAAGGUAUACUACGUGCGCAGGAACCAAUGGAAGAAAGCUCAAUGGGAUAAAUUGACACCAGAGGAGAAGGCAACUUAUCUGAGCACCACUACUGAUCAAGGAAAUAAGCGAUUGGACUUCCAAUUCCAUAGUUGA